GUUUGUUAAAAGUCAUCGGUGACGCUCAUAAUUUUUUUGUCAUCGCCGUCGUUGAACUCUCUCGCCGGCGAUAAUGAUCUAUGUUGAUGGAAUACUUAUUCAAGAUGAGCAAAGCUCGUCUUCCUUGUCGUCUUCAUCGCAGGGAAGUAGCUUACUUCUUGAUGUAAUGAGACAUUCUGUGAUAAUGUCAGCUUCUGAAUCUUUUAAGAAUCUUGAAGAAAAGAAUGUGUCUUUCGCUGAAAGUGACUCGGAGAGCUCAACAAAAGACAGAUAUGUUUACAUAUUCCAAAGCGAAUUUGCUGUUGUGAAUCCAGCGCUUGUUGAUUUUGUUGGCACCGAUGAAGCAACCACUUGCGUAGGGCUUGUUAUCCGCAACAGAAAAUCUGGAAUGACGUCUAUUGCACACAUGGAUUCACCAAAAGUUGUGGAUUUGGGGUUAAGCCAGAUGUUAUCAUUGGUUUUAGAGGAUGACAAUGCUGAGUUAGAUGUACAUAUGGUUGGUGGUUAUGAAGAUGUCGACAUAAAGAAUGCUGAUGGUGGUGACUUUGCCGAACCAGAGGGUUACUCUUAUCCUUUGUGUUGCAAAUUAGUAGAAACUUUCCAGAAGAGACGAGAAAACUUUCACAUUCAAACCCUCUUUAUUCUUGGGCACAAUACCAAGUUGGAUGCACAAGGGAAUACGUGCCCCGUUUUCAAUGGAUGCCUGGUGGAUACAUCUACCGGUUCAAUUUUCCCAGCCAGUUUCGACAGAACAUCUAGAUGUCCGGAUGAGAUUGUUCGUAGAAUUCGAGUUUCAUCGUCAUUUGAUGAUCCUAGCUGGAAGGGAAAGCUACUUGACACAUAUGACACAAAAUCUGAUAGAUUCAUUAUCGCACCAUGCCGCUGGACAAUGCGUCUGGUUGAAUAUGUUUGGGAACUUAAUCAGCUAUCUGAUGAAGACAUCCUCAAUAAUUGUUCUACCUCACCUUCUGCUGAAGGUCCAGACUUCGUAGACAACUCAAGAAGGGUUUGGGAGUAUUUACUAAAAUAUCCAGAAUGGAGCAAGACAUACCCAAGGAGACAACCACGUGUGUUUGAAAGGACUACUGAUGGACAAUGGACAAAAUGCUGACUGUCUCACCCUAAAUCGUUACAUUAUCCACAAAUCUGGCUAUAAAUAACGAUUUGAGUGUAUCUAUCUACACAUUUAAUUCAAUGGAAUUGUUUGCACUCGGAAGAAA
Messenger RNA from Capsella rubella, 1220 nucleotides. RefSeq names its product protein N-terminal asparagine amidohydrolase. Bases 74 to 1111 code for a protein of 345 amino acids. Gene Ontology annotation, molecular function: protein-N-terminal asparagine amidohydrolase activity. The transcript has 9 exons. Gene Ontology annotation, cellular component: nucleus. Lineage: Eukaryota; Viridiplantae; Streptophyta; Magnoliopsida; Brassicales; Brassicaceae. Gene Ontology annotation, biological process: ubiquitin-dependent protein catabolic process. The record is from RefSeq and is a predicted model, not a curated record.